AUGCAACUGCUAGCUGUUGAGCCAUGUGCUGACAAGACAGCAUGGAAACUCAGAAGGCAUGGGCAGCUGACAUUCCAAGAGGUAUGGGCAGCUGACAUUCCUAGAGGCAUGGGCUACACAUCAAAUCAGCAGCAUGGGAACCUAAUGGGCAGCUCAGACAAAUGGGAACAGCUAGGAAUGGGUGUGCUUCACCAGCCAAAGGGGGAGCACGAAUUUGCACUCUAUAAAUAG
Messenger RNA from Prunus armeniaca (apricot), 231 nucleotides. The record is from the annotation of a GenBank genome assembly. Lineage: Eukaryota; Viridiplantae; Streptophyta; Magnoliopsida; Rosales; Rosaceae.